This is a messenger RNA of Cololabis saira (Pacific saury), 1755 nucleotides long. It is a transcript of the gene ypel3, whose product is annotated as yippee-like 3. Bases 365 to 724 code for a protein of 119 amino acids. The transcript has 5 exons. Lineage: Eukaryota; Metazoa; Chordata; Actinopteri; Beloniformes; Belonidae. The record is from RefSeq and is a predicted model, not a curated record.
UUUGCACUUCCUCCAUCUGCGUGUUUUCAUAAACAAACCACAUUUUUUCUCCCGCUAGGGUCACUCGUCUUUCUCCUUGUCACGCUGCCAGCAUUGUCCGGCUUCAGGCUCUUGUUUUAGGGGAAAAGCCGCGGAGAGCAGGUCCAGUAAAGGCGGGUUGGUGUCCAGGACGUCGCUGCGACAGACAGGAGGAGGAGGUUGUGUUUUUGUUUCCCUCCGCGCAAGAAGCGCAUGGUCGACCCUGCAACCAGCCGAGCCACGAACACACACUACCAGCCUGUGCUUUGGUCCCUGUCCCGGUGUUUUUAAGCCGUCGGUGCGGUCGGGUUGGCGUGUGGACUGCGAGGCUCCCGCGUCGUCAGAUAUGGUAAAGCUGACUAAAGCCAAGACUUUCCAGGCUUACCUGGACUCCUGCCACCGACGUUACAGUUGCGUGCACUGUCGCGCCCAUCUGGCUAACCAUGACGAUCUUAUCUCCAAGUCUUUCCAGGGCAGCCAAGGAAGAGCUUACCUCUUCAACUCUGUGGUCAACGUGGGCUGUGGUCCUGCAGAAGAGAGGCUGCUGCUGACAGGACUUCACGCAGUGGCUGACAUCUACUGUGAAAACUGUCACACCACACUUGGCUGGAAAUAUGAACAAGCCUUUGAACUCAGUCAGAAAUACAAGGAGGGGAAGUACAUCAUUGAACUUUCCCACAUGAUUAAGGACAACGGUUGGGACUGAAAGAGAAACUCAUCUUUCUUCAUGACUUUUUUUUUUUAUUUAAAAAAAAAGUUGCACCCAUUCAACUUAAAAGGGUUCCAGAGUAGCUUCUUCACCCUGCGUUCGAGUCAUUGCUGUGCCACACUUUCACUUCAUGCAGCUUUGCCAAGAAUAGCAUGUGAUGCCUUAUCUUUGUCCUUCGUGUUUUUCCAGCAACCACAACACAUUUGCUGAUAUUGCUAUCCCAUUUACGAGUCGUGUUGGGGGCAUGGACUGAAUAAGUGCAUGGUUUAAGUGUGCGUGGAAGAUAUUUGAGAGUCACACAGACACCAAGGCGUGUUGGAUUGUUUUUUUGUUUUUUUUAAAGCAAUACUUAUCAAAAUUUUAUGGCGACCUCUCAACAGUCUCACUCUGUGAUGACGAAGCCAGUGAAUGUUGGAAGAAUUUGAUCUUGUAAAUCAAAUGCAGGUAUUUGGGUUCUCCUGUUUAAGGUGCACAUGUAAAUGUCUCUGAUCCAAAUGGACGUAACUACCAAGUUUUGUUCAACCUGUAGAUCAUUUUUCAAAUGGUUGUAAGAAGGAUGCAGAGCAGAGAGGGCUCUCCUUUUUUCUUUUAAAUGUUUUUGUUUGUUUGUUUGGUUUUUAGAUUUAAAAUCAGUAACAGUGCAAUCUGGGUGUGAAUGAGAAAUGUACAAUUUGGCAAAAACUGCUAGAAUUCUGUUCACAGGUCUAUCUUUUAGGAUGUAUGUGUUUUUUGCAGGGUGUGCUAAGGCUCAAGCUGGACAGUGUUGAGAUGCAUUGGUCUGACCUUGGUUCACUUUUGAGUUUUCAUUCUACACUUUGGAUUUCUACACCUCCACGUAAAGCCGAUGACAUCUAUCCCUCAUACGUUUGCAUAUUACUUAACACUGAACUGUCCCUACAGAAACAGUAGCUAUAAUGUGUUAGUGCAAAGUGUGAUAGUGUAGCAUAUUUAUGGUGAUUUUUAAUGUCUGCUUACAUUAAAGGGUUUUUAUUUUAACUUGGUUUUCAUUAAACUGCAGUUUGCCAGUA